Cucurbita pepo subsp. pepo (vegetable marrow) is the source of this 742-nucleotide messenger RNA. The record is from RefSeq and is a predicted model, not a curated record. Lineage: Eukaryota; Viridiplantae; Streptophyta; Magnoliopsida; Cucurbitales; Cucurbitaceae.
AUGUGUCACGUUGCAUCCUUGUCCUUGCAGACACUUGAGCUUCUAGCUGAAGUAGCUGUUCUUGAAGAGGAAGUUGUCUGGCUUACAGAACGAGUUGUGAAUUUUCAACAAAAUCUUUAUGAAGAAGCUGCCUAUGUUUCCUCACAGCGGAAUGUCAAAAAUUUUGUCAAUACCUCUGAUCAAACAAGGAAUGCCAAGCAAACCUCUUGGAAAUCCAAUUCACCUUCAAAGGAAAACCAGUUGGCUUCUUGUUAUGUGAAAGAUAAACCUUCCCCAGAAAAGAAAGCCACAAAAAUUAUCAGCCCAUCCAAAAAGACAAAGAUGCCAACUGAACAUGAACUUGCAGAGAAGAGCUUAGAAAUUUUGAAGUUGCAGCUUGGGUCCAGAUUAAUGGAUCAUGAAAGAGCACAAGAGAGUUCUUGUGGUGCAUCAGAUAAUGUAGAAUCUAAGACAUCAGCUAACGAAAUUUCUGAGGAUAUUGUGAAGUGUUUGUGUUCCAUUUUUGUUCAAGAGGGCACUCCGAGAGACAAAUGUAUCAAAGGAAAUGAUAUUGUUUCCAGUCGAUGUCUCUUUACGGUCAAAGCGAACCCGAUUUAUCUCAACAAAAUGGUUAACACAGUUCCCCUAAUUCACAGGCUAAAGUAUGCUGAUUUUCUUUGUAAGUUGGGGAUUAAGCAUAUUAUUUUCCUUUGAAUUUAUUCUUGUUUAGUAAUGAUGUUUAGAUACCUACUUGGAAAGCUUG